Messenger RNA from Cloeon dipterum, 4740 nucleotides. RefSeq lists its product as uncharacterized. The transcript is spliced from 9 exons. Gene Ontology annotation, molecular function: CoA-ligase activity. The record is from RefSeq and is a predicted model, not a curated record. The coding region runs from base 2954 to 4612 and encodes 552 amino acids. Lineage: Eukaryota; Metazoa; Arthropoda; Insecta; Ephemeroptera; Baetidae.
CUUUGCCCUAAUUGACCGACAAAACAGUCGAGAAAACUCCGAAUUUCGAAUGUUUUGCGGGCGUUCAAAGGCCAAAAUCUGGGAAUUUUUAGUACUUCAUAACUUUGCUCAGGGUGGUCCUAGAACAAAAAUUAAAACAAAAACAGUAAACUCGUCUCAACAAGGCAAACAACUUAUAUAUAUUGAUCUCAGAUGGUAGGUCAAAGGUCAAGGUCAUAAAAAUAAUAUUUUGGAUUUUAAACUCAAAUUUGAAAAUGAACAUAUUGAAAUUUUUAUUUUUUUCAUAGCAAUUUUGUAGAGAACAAAAAAUUAAGUUAAUAACGUUAAAAUUUGGAAUGGCAUUUUUCCUCAUUUUUUUUUUAUAAAAAAUGAAAACUUCGAAACCCCUUGUUUUUGAGGUUGGGAAAAAACGAUGAUUGACCAAAUCUCGACUUCUAAUCACCUGAUUUUGAAAACCGCAUACCGUUAGACUCGUCUUGACAACCCCAAGUGUACUAAAGGGGUAUGAGACCCACCAACCCCCUACCCCCUUUUAACCCCCUACAAUAACGGGAAAUUUAGCAUUUUUUGUCCGUUUCAACACCUUAGCACGACGUCGACGAGUAAUUGUCUUCUUCAAACCAAUUCAGUUACUUAGUUCACUUCAAAUCGAGUCAAACGGUACUUAAUUUUUGUUAAUAGUACCACUACAAUCCGAGAUUCGGGUGCACAAAGAUUUUUAUUCUAAUCGCGAUGCAAUAAAAUUCUGGAUGAGCACCAAAUCUCGAUUGCUGCACUAAAAAUCUCGUCGCAAUUAUAAAAUAAACAGCACACCACUCAACUUUCCCUGACAUCCCUUUCGGGAUUAAAGGGUGCAACCCCUAAUACACACCCCAUCCCAAGCGCGUUUAUUUUUGUAUUCAUUUUGUGCGGAAAAGUGUAAUUUGACCACUUCCGAGACACUGACAACAGAAAUGGAGACCCCAAAUAUCCAUAUUUGGCUUCUAGCUUCCCAGAACCAUCAACCCAUUUAGAAAAACAAAUCAGCAACCCUGAAUUCUAUAUUCCGAUAUUUCGAUCAAUUAAAAUUUAUGUUGAUAAUAAUGACUGCUAUUUAUAAUAUAAUUAAAUAACUUCAUGCAAAUAAACAAUUAACAAAACUAUACACAAUGUAGCGUAAAAAUUGGAUUUUUUCUGUUCUUUUGUCGUUUUUAAAUGAUGUCUUAAAGGUCCUGCAUUAGGCCAAAAGAUUUCGCCUGUGUUUGUUUUUGUAGAAUUUUGAGGGCCACAAAUCUAAAUUUAGUGUCUUUCUUGCUGGGAGAGAGGGCAAGUUGUGAAAGACACGCCUCAUCGGACCUCACACACGCAUUCAAGAAAUACGAUUUAGCACAUAUUUGCUCUUAUAUCUCAGUGUCAAAUCAAGUUAACACGAAACUCACGGCAACGCACUCAGCAAUAAACCGAACGUUUUCUCCAACAGUCUGCUUACGAAGAUCUGCUGCCAAGAAAUCCACUUUUAAGUAUUAUUCAAAUUUCAAAUGUUUUUGUUUAGCGUGCAUUUCCUGUUCGUAUUUUUUUAAAUUAAGUCUAUAACUUCCCUAAUGGUCUAUACUUGAUUAAUCGAGAUGGCAAAUUGAUAUCGUUUGAGAAAUAAAUUAUGCUUGUUAAGGAAAAAGAAUUUCAUAUAUUAUCAAAUUUUGCAUCUCACUGCAAAUAUUUACUCACAGCAAAACUGCAUGCACCGUUAUCGGAAUGCUUACAAAAACCGCAAAAAAACCACUUGUGCUCGUGUUGAACAAUUUUCAGUGUGUCAAUUUCAUCAUAGAAAUGGAAAAUAUUCCUGAUUUAUUUAAUUUAAUAUGGAAAAUGUUAUUCUAUAAUUAUUAAUAAAUAUUUCGGAUGAAAAAAUAUCUAUAACAGAAACAUUAUUUAAGGAUAUUUUUUAGUCUUGUCUGGCUUAUUUUGGCUUGUUUGUUACUGGAGCUUUUCUCGGGUCAACAAAUAUUUCUCUCAUGGAGUGAUUAAAGUUCAAAGAGCAUUUUUUAUUAAAGCCACUUAUAAUCGAAGUCGUACAUGAAUUCAUUUUAAUUGCAGACACCGCGCCAUCUACGGUUCAAUGGCUGAUCAUGAUAUUGGCGUAUUUUGGGCCUCUAUUAAAAGCAGAAAUUCUGAAAAUCUAAAUUCGUUUCCAUUAUACUUUUAGUCAGAAUAAUCAAGCCCUGACGUCCUCUCUCAGGGAAAUUUUUUAUUUGAUCUCUGAUUUUUUUUGGAAUUGUUUUACUGUGCAAUGUCAAUAUUGUGCUGCACGCUGAAUGACCUUUAAAAUAAAAGAUCAGAGCAGCGCCGCUCAUUUAACUAACCAACGCCUCUUUUUUUAUCAAAAACUAAAUAAACACAGAAUUAUAACAACCCACUGCAGAGGGCUCAUAUAUAUAUUUUUUUUCAUACGAGGCUAGAUACGCUCAACUGACAGAAUUAAAGAACUUGUCAGAAUUGAGAAAUUCCCUUAUCUAAUCAUUUAUUGCAAUAUUUUGAAAUCAAAUAAUACAAGAUCAAAUUUUGAAGACUGUCUGGUAUGUACAUAACUCAUUAUCUCUUUCACGAUAUAAAAUGAUAGUGUGAUAGAGCCAUUAAUAUUUUUGGGAUUAGAUUGUAUUGAGAAUGGUGAUCAUUUUAUAAAAUAAAUGGACACAAGUCACACACAUAAGUGCUAAAAUAUGAAUUAUUUCAUCACAUGAAAUGUUUUUGCAUAUAUUAUGACCCACAUAUUAAUUACAGAAAGAAUUAAACUAUAAUCGAUUGUAUUAUAUUGCACAAGCUAUUCUCAAUCGGUAUGUUUUAGUUUCUGGAUUUUGAAAAUUCGGUUCUAAUCUUUGUCCUCUCUUAUCAACACUUACACACAAUAAAAAGCAGCGCAACUGAAGAGGGAACCUCACUCUUUGUUGCAAAAGGAGACACUGGCUAAUCGUUCAGAAUGCCCGCGGAGCCCGGCAUCUUCAAGAGUCCGUUGGACAGGGAUAUCAGCAAGCUGCCAGAAUGUCCGAUUUACGACUUUCUGCGCCAGAAAAUAAUAGAGCGAGGAAUGGACAAAACCGACAAGCCCUGGGUGGUGGACACUUCCACUGGGACUACUGUCUACUUCAAGGACAUCGACCCUCACUCAAGGAACGUUGGAAGCGCUCUGACACGCCUAGGAUUUAAACACAGGGACAUCCUUUACUUUGUCACCUAUGAAACAUCCGUACUCUACCUCAUCCAGUUAGGGGUUUGGAGGAUCGGUGGAGGAGCACGUGGGGGAUUUCAAGGCGAAGCUCCUGAGGAAUUUGCCCGUCAAAUGAUAGAAGCGAAAGCACGGUUUGUGCUCGUGGACAAGGAGACAUAUCCCAAGAUGUUGGAGGCAGUCAAACUGCUAUCUUGGCCGGUUUCUAUCAUAUCAUUUGAUGAUGUUGGCAAUCCAGAUGUGGUCUUGGUAAAGUCACUGAUCGAGGACGAUGGCACCGCCUUGCCAGAGAAAGUGAAUAUAAAACCAAAGGAAGACGUCAUUUGCAUCCCAAAUACCAGCGGUAGCACCGGCCUGCCAAAAGGCGUUUGCCACACGCACUUUGGUUUCACAACCCUCAACUUCGAUCCGAGGGCUAUAGAUGUGUUUAAACUGCCCUUCAUGACUCCUAUGAGCAACUAUGCUGUUGGCAGCUUUAUGGUCACCACAAGCUCGCUCUAUUACGGCAGCACGGUCUUCCACCUGGGGAGAUUCCAAAAGGAAAACUACUUUGAACUAAUGGUCAAAAACAAGCCCGGCAACGUCCUGAUGUACCCGUUUGUUGCCAAUUGGUUUGCGCGCUGUGAUGAUAUAGGAAAGUAUGAUUUGAGUUUUCUCAAACUUAUCUCCAUCGUGGGAUCUGUGCUGGACCCAACAACUGCGCAGUUGAUCAAUCAGAAAUUGCCAGGCGCAAAGAUUGUCCUAUUCUAUGGCAUGAGCGAAAUGAUAAACAUUAGUAACACCCAAUUGGACACUUUGGAAAAUGAGAUUGCUCAUGACAAAAUUGCAACCAAGGAGAAUCAAGGGGAACUGUGCGUUACUUCAGGGAAACUAGUGCCAUAUGUUGUGGCUAAAAUUUUGGACGUGAACACAGGCAACACCCUGGGGCCGAACGAAAGAGGCGAACUUUACGUCAAAUCGCCAAUGCUCAUGAAAGGCUAUCUCAGAGAGGGACAUGAAAUGCCUGUAAUCGAGAAUGUAACUGAGGAUGGAUUUUUCAAAACCGGAGACAUCGCCUUCUUUGACGAAAACUCGAACAUUUACAUCUUGGAAAGGACCAGUUUCUUGUUCAAGUAUUACAUGUUCAUUGUAUCACCGACCGAAAUAGAGACAUGUAUCAAACAACACCCCGACGUGCUGGAAGUAGGGGUGGUCGACAUCCCUAACCCUGAGUGCACAAGCGUAGCCAGGGCCUUCAUCCGCAAAAAGCCCAACUCUAAGUGCACGGAAGCGGAUCUCGUCAAGUUUGUUGCUGACCGACUGCCUGAGCACAAACAAUUGCACGGCGGGGUGCAGUUUGUAGACAAAUUACCAGAAAGCAAGGGAAACAAGCUGGAUAGAAUUGCACUCAAGAAAAUGGCACUUGAUAAGUGAAUUGUUUUUCACCGCAUGCUUCAUGAUUUGGAAAAAAUUGCAAUUAUAUUUUUCAACGCUGAUUAAAAAAAUUUCUGUACUAUAAAGGAUGAAAAAUCAAUUCAAUAACUAAUAAAAAAUAUCGUUUA